UGGACCAGGCGUGAUGUGAGUCCAUGAGAUGUACAGUUUACUGAGAAAAUUCUAAACAUUGAGGCAACAAUGGUCACUCCGAAUGGGAUUACAUCCUUUACACUGGUGAGACAUGACUACUCAGAGGAGAUGACUUCGACUACUCCGGUCUUCACAACCCCUGCUCAGGAAUCUGUAAAUGGUGUUAUAAUUGGCUGGAUUCUAAGCGUCCAAUCCACUCUGAUCAUCUUUACCAACCUUCUAGUGACCAUCGCUUUGGUCUUGUUGAUCCGUAAAGGUGGGAGUCACAGCUGGAGCUUUGUUUUAAACCUGGCCAUCGCUGAUAUCCUAGUGGGUCUGGCUAUUACAGCUAUCGCUACUGAUUCGAUUAAAGGACGUGUGGUUUCGAUGCGUAAGGAAGUGUGCUUGCUACGCAUGUCUUUCAUCAUCACGCCCAGUGCUGCAUCCAUACUCACCAUGUUCUUCAUCUCACUGGACCGGUACAUGGCCAUCAAAAUUCCACUACGUUAUUCACAACUCAUGGGCACCAAGAUGACAGCCGGCGUAUUGGUGUGUCUAUGGCUGCUGUCGACAGCCGUAGGAUUCUUGCCCAAUAUGGUAAAGAGCAUGCAGCACAGUAAUUAUGAAAGCGUGUGUACCUUCUUCUUGGUCAUCAACCCUCAGAGCAUCAUCAUAGUCUUCUGUUCCACCUUCUUCCCCAUACUGAUGGUCUUUAUCUACUUCUAUCUAGACAUCCUCAAAAUCGCCUGGAGCCAUCAGCGGCGCAUUGAGCAAGCCAUGCAAGUGAGUUCCCGCUGCCUCCUGCCUAGUCGUUACUGGGGCCACGUUAAGGCGUUUAAGACCGUCACGUUGCUGGUGGGUUGCUUCACUCUCUGCUGGUGCCCUUUCUUUGUGGUCAGCAUUAUACAGGUGCUGUGUCCACCAUGCAAGCUUUACUGGUUUUUAGAAAACCACCUCUGGUUGCUGGGACUCUCGAAUUCCCUCAUCAACCCGCUUGUUUAUGCCUUCUGGCAGAGGGAGGUACGACAACAACUCUUUGAUAUGUUUUCUUGUGUUAAAGUCACUCAGUGCUGUGUUAAAGCGAACACAGAGCAAACAACGACCACUCAGACCAGAAACUCUUUAGACUCCAGUCGACUUGGUCAGUUCAUUAUUAGGAAGCCUGCUACAGUAACUCUUGCUGUGUCAACACGUCCAAACUCUGUGUAACAAAACAACAGCAGUCUUUCAGUCCUUUCAGUCUGUUUUGUUCAUGGGAAACGGUUAAGUGUUUUGACAUCAACGACCGGAAAAGAGCUGUAUUCCAUAAUGGAUGUGGAGUCUUGAGAGUCUGUCUGUUUUAUUCAUGCAAUGGAACAGAUGGCUUUAUUGACAUUUUGGCUCACUUUCUUCUACUUAACUGAAAUCAGAAGACCAUAAAGAGUUGGCCUGAUUGAGAUGACCAUGUCUAACAUGAUUGAUUCAAAUGUUUGUAUUUUGUAUGAAUUUUGUAUAAAUACAGACAUGUUAACAUUGUUUUUUCUUAUUAUUCAUAAUUGGCUUCUCAACUCCAAUCCUGAUUGGCCCAAUUCAUAAAGGCCAUUAACCUAAAGACUCUGGUAUUCUUUCAUAACCUGACAGAAAUUACUGAAAGAUGUUCCCUUGGUGCUGUGUGUAUCUUUUAUAUGGGAAUUUUUAAUUAGCUUUUAAAUUGUACAUUAGGGGUCCGUAAGGUCCAAUUAUGUACUUUUAAAUUAUUUAUAUUAACAGGUGAAAAUGUACAAAAGGUACAGUGGUGGUACCAGAAACAAGGAUCACUUAUUUCUGAUCAUGUAAAUAAACAUUUAG
Molecule: messenger RNA, 1827 nt
Organism: Tachysurus vachellii
Lineage: Eukaryota; Metazoa; Chordata; Actinopteri; Siluriformes; Bagridae
Product: glucose-dependent insulinotropic receptor
Exons: 1
Coding region: 70-1209 (379 amino acids)
Biological process (GO): G protein-coupled receptor signaling pathway
Cellular component (GO): membrane
Molecular function (GO): G protein-coupled receptor activity; phosphatidylcholine binding
Source: RefSeq, a predicted model, not a curated record